Messenger RNA from Helianthus annuus (common sunflower), 522 nucleotides. RefSeq lists its product as uncharacterized. The record is from RefSeq and is a predicted model, not a curated record. NCBI's taxonomy places the organism in Eukaryota, Viridiplantae, Streptophyta, Magnoliopsida, Asterales, Asteraceae. The transcript has a single exon. Bases 1 to 522 code for a protein of 173 amino acids.
AUGACGGAUCAGAAUAGUAACAAAAUUCCUUUCGGGUUCAAGUGGUGUAAAUGGGUGCCGGUGAAAUGUAACAUAUUUAUGUGGCGGGCGUUUCUGGAUCGCAUCCCUACGAAAACAGCGCUGAGGCGAAGGAACAUUCAAGUUCAAGAUGAGGAGUGCGUUAUGUGUGGAGAAGGUUUGGAUUCGACGGAUCACAUUCUCACAGAAUGUGGCAUUGCUUCGGGUGUUUGGAAUGGUAUUUCUAUGUGGUGCCGCAUUCCGCAGGUGUUUGCUUUUUCUACUAGCGAUUUGGUUCAUAUAUUCGAUCAAUAUACUCGGUCGGAAAUCAAGAAGAAAGCGUUACAAGGAGUAAUUAUUAUAACGUGUUGGAGGCUUUGGAAAGCUAGGAACGAGAUGAUUUUCUCCAAUAAAGUUCCAAAAGUAGUCGAUAUAGUGUCGGAUGUUAAGGCUUUGGGGUAUAGUACUAGGGCGAGACGGGAUUCGGUGGAUUGGGAGAAAUGGUGUAAGUUUGAUUUGAUGUAA